Racocetra persica is the source of this 626-nucleotide messenger RNA. The record is from the annotation of a GenBank genome assembly. NCBI's taxonomy places the organism in Eukaryota, Fungi, Glomeromycota, Glomeromycetes, Diversisporales, Gigasporaceae.
AUGGAUAUAGACCUUUAUCAAAGACAAGUGCAAGCAAAUUAGGCAGUAAAGUUUGGAAUUACUUUCAACCUUUAGAGCAUAUAGCAAUUGGAAAUCGUGUUGGAUGGUGCCCAUUAGAAGUUAUUCGAAAUCGUCAAAAGCAAACUUGUAAUACAAUUUGUAAUAUAGGUGAAUCAACAGGAAAUAUGUGGGAUCAUCUUUCAAGUAUACAUGGUAUUACCAAAAAUUCAAAUCUAAAAUCAAAAGAUCAACAAAAAAUUAUAACAAUUGCACAAUCUAAUGAUCUUCAAACACAAAAAGAAUCAAAAUGCCUUCAACAAAUAAUGCUUACUGAUUCUGAAUGGAAUGUAAUUAAAGAAUUAGUAAUUAUUCUUUGUCCAUUUGCUGAAGCAUCAACUUAUUUAGGUGCUAGCAAAUCAUCAAUGAUUAGAUUUAUUAAUCCUACCUUAUCGUAUAUCAAGCAAGAUUUAUAUAAUGAAAAUUCUAUAUUGUAUGAUCUACCGGAUUUAGAAAACUCAGAUAUGGCUUUUGAUAAUGAAAUUGAUGAAGAUAAUGAGUUUGUAAUUUUACAUAAUCAUAAACUAAAUAUUAAUAUUCCACAAGAUUGUGAUAACUUGGAGAAAAAA